AUGUUAAACUCAACAAUAAUUCAUCGAAAUGAUGAUGUUUAUUAUAAUGCUGAUAGUUUUCCGUUAUCAUAUGAAGAAGAUGAUUUUGAUUCAUCAUCAAUAUCAUUAAAUCAUUCAUAUUAUGAUGAUAUUCUACUGAAUUUAAAUCAUACAUUAAAUAAAACAAAUUCUCCAUCAAUAUUAUCUUUAUCAAGUCCAAUUACAUAUAUUAUUUUUAUUAUUAUUUCUUAUUUAAUAUUAACAAUUAUUUUACUUACAUUUAGUUUAUAUAAACAACGUCGAAGUGAAAUGGAAAAUUUUUAUUUUGGAGAUACAGAUGAAGAUAUUGCACAAGAAAAACGUUAUUUAGCAUGGAAACAAUUAUUAAUUGGAAAAAUUAAAAAAGGUGAUAUGGAACCUUUAUUAUCUGAUGGAAUCGAUCAACAAAUAAGUACAUCAACAUUUCCAUUGCGUAUUGUGUAA
Rotaria sp. Silwood2 is the source of this 462-nucleotide messenger RNA. The record is from the annotation of a GenBank genome assembly. Lineage: Eukaryota; Metazoa; Rotifera; Eurotatoria; Philodinida; Philodinidae.